AUGGGAGUUUACAAAAAAAACAAAACGAAGCAGCAUAACAACUUUAUGGGGAGAAGCUUAAUGCGUAACAAGUUGUUACAGAAGGAAAUUUCGGACAACAUUUUAUACUCAAAGAUAGGAAAUGAUGAGGAAAAGAAAGUGAGCAAACAGAUUUCCUUUCUGGAAAAAACCCCCGUUGACGAUUAUUUGGAUAACCAGCUAGUCAUUAACAGCGUUCAGGUGAGUAAAGUGUUUAUACAGAAAAAUGAAAUAAAGGAAAUAAAAAGGUUAAGAGAUAGGGACAAGGAGAAAGAUUAUUUGGAGAUUCAGAAUAUCCUUCUGCCCAUCCCCGGCAGACCAUUUCUUUUGAAGCACCAAGACAAGGUCAACAUAAUUCUCCACGAGAGGGAGAAUGCGCCAGCGAAGAAGAAGAAGAGGAAAAACGUGAAGAAGAUUAGCUUCCUGAUGAGCGGCAAGAGCCUCAUACCGAUUAACGUGCGCAGCACGAAGGGGGAGGUGACGCGGAGGAGAAAAGGCCGGCCCGCGAGGAAGGCGCCGAACGGUGAGGUGGGCGCGGAGGGGAAGAGGGAGGUAGACGAGGAAGCAGUUGCAGAGGGGGAAAAGGUAGACGAGGGGAGAGGGGAGGAAGGUGCGGAGGAAGAUACGGAGGAAGAUGCGGAGGAAGGUGCAGAGGAAGGUGCAGAGGAAGGUGCAGAGGAAGGUGCAGAGGAAGGUGUAGAGGAAGAUGCGGAGGAAGAUGCGGAGGAAGAUGCGGAGAAAGACGCCGAGGAAGACUCCGAUGCAGAGGUGGGGGAAGACCCCGCUGCAGGGGAGGGGGAAGACCCCGCUGCAGAGGCGGAAGCCCCGCGGAACCUCAAAUACAUGCGCAUGUACGAGGCACUCGGGGAGAAGUACAAGCGACUGAACGCACAGGAGGUCCUCAACAAGGAGAGCGUGCAGAAAUACGAACUGGAGUAUUUCAUCGAGUGGAGGAAGUUGCUGAGUGUCGUCGAAGAGGAGGAAGGGUACAUAAUCACACCGUACGAAAAAAACAUCGAGUAUUGGAGACAGUUAUGGAGAGUGAUCGAGAAAAGUCACGUCCUUUUCUACAUCAUCGAUGCCAGAAACCCAAUCUUUUUCUACUGCCAGGGGUUAGAGUAUUACAUUAAAAAGGUAGACCACAGGAAAGAGUUUUACAUUAUCCUAAAUAAGUCUGACUUUUUAAACUAUGAGGAAAGGAAAGAAUGGGCAGCCUUUUUUGAGCAAAGGAAUUUGUAUCACCAGAAUAAGGUUACCGUUGAGGACCUGCCCCUCCCGAUAGAGGCGUACACCAAUGGGAUGUCCUCUCCGGGGGACACACAAGCAAAGAAGAGGGAGGAAAUGUCGGCGGGGGAGCGCCCGUCCGUGGCAGCGGAAGGGCUGUCCACUCCAACGGAAGGAUCGUCCACCCCAACGGAAGGGUCGUCCACUCCAAAGGAACGGCCGCCCACCCCAACGGAAGGGUCGCCCUCCCAGAAGGUGAUGAACCUGACCCCCCCAGUAACCCACGUGGACAAGAAAAAGGAAGGCGAAGCCGAAGCCGCCAUCGAUGUGGGGCACGGAAGUCUCAACUAUGAGGAAAAGAAAAAUGAUCAAACGGACAUAUUAAGCACAAACGAAAUGGUGAGUUUAAUUCAAAAAAUAAAAAAUGAAAAAAAAGGAGAGUACCACGACAUAGAAAUAGGAGACUACAGUAGUAUCCCAAAAUUUAUGGUAGGAUUUAUUGGAUUUCCCAAUGUGGGAAAAAGCUCUAUUAUCAAUUCGCUAGUUGGGUUAAAGAAGGUGAGUGUAAGUAGACAGCCAGGAAAAACGAAACACUUUCAAACACUUACGUUAAAUCGUCAUGGGUUCUCCCUUUGUGAUUGUCCAGGAUUGAUUUUUCCAUCUCUAGUGUAUAGUAAAUAUGACUUAAUUUUAAAUGGAGUUUUUUCUGUGGAUCACUAUAAAGGAAAUUUAAUCGACCUUGUCCAAAUUUUGUGUAAUAUUAUUCCUCAGCAGUUGUGUGAGAAGUAUAGAAUUGAUAAAAGGCUCAUUUGUGAGAUUCAGUUAGAUGCACAAAAUGGGUUCGAGAAAAGAACCCAUGAUUAUUUAGAUGCAGCUCAAUUUUUAAGUGCUUUUUGUACUUCUAGAAGGUAUGUCUCCGGGGGGAAAGGAGGACUUCUCAAUCUUAACUUUGCCACGAGACUUAUCAUUCGGGACUUCAUCACAGGGAAACUCCUUUACAACUUCAUGCCGUCUUACCUCGCUCGCAAUGCGCACGUCUACCGGUCGGGCGCGUCCCCCGGAGAGCUGCUCGCGGCCUCCGCAAGGGUGGACCUAGAUCACUUCUCGCAGGACCCCCCCGAGCCCGGGGAAAUCCUAACCACAAAGAGGAAGUUCCGUUACAUGCAGAAGAAGCUAGUCAGGGGGAAGAACGACAGCCAUCAGUGUGACGAGAAGGACCGAGUAGCUAACGUACACGUGCCCUUCACUACUGUAAUAAUCAUCCUCUGA
Messenger RNA from Plasmodium cynomolgi strain B, 2511 nucleotides. RefSeq names its product GTPase. Gene Ontology annotation, cellular component: cytosol. Gene Ontology annotation, molecular function: GTP binding; GTPase activity. The record is from RefSeq and is a predicted model, not a curated record. The transcript is spliced from 4 exons. NCBI's taxonomy places the organism in Eukaryota, Apicomplexa, Aconoidasida, Haemosporida, Plasmodiidae. Bases 1 to 2511 code for a protein of 836 amino acids.